GGAACACAAAGACAACACAACUGACAACAGAAAAUCUCACGCGGAGAACACUAUACUGUACACACAAGUCCUCUUUUUUUCUUCCCUCUCUUCUCUUUUUUCUUCUUCUUCUUCUUCUCCUUCUUCUCACUUCCCUCACAUACCCAAAUUUCGCUUCUUCUCUCUCUAGGGUUUCGGAGGAUCAUAAGUACCUUCGAAUUCUCACCUUCUUCCAAUAAAACGUGAUUCUCUUCGGUUCAAGCUCAAUUUUUAGUUCUCUUAAUCCCUAUAAGUAUCUCGAUAAUUUAAUUCCGCGGCUUCGCGCCACUGCUUCCCACGGUUUUUGCCUCCGGACAAGAAAGCUUUCAAGCUGAGGACUCGAAGUUACAUUGGUAAUGUGCACAAAGGAUGGUAGUUAGUGUGUGAAGUGCCCAACACUGACGUUGAGGAAAUGGAUUCGGCGAGGAGUUGGUUUCAGAAGUUUCAGCCUCGUGAUAAAACAAAAGGGUUUGGAAAGAAGAAGGAGGAUGAUAACAACGGAGGAGGAGCAGACGAUUCGAGUGUAGUGGUUGAUGAAGCUUCUCUUUCCAAUGACACAAAGCAGAAGGUUGCAGCAGCAAAGCAGUAUAUUGAAAACCAUUACAAGGAGCAAAUGAAGAAUCUUCAGGAGAGGAAGGAGCGUCGUACCUUUUUGGAAAAGAAGUUGGCUGAUGCUGAUGUCUCUGAGGAAGAUCAAAACAACCUACUUAAAUUUUUGGAAAAAAAGGAAACUGAAUAUAUGCGCCUUCAAAGGCAUAAGAUGGGAGUUGAUGAUUUUGAAUUGCUGACUAUGAUUGGCAAAGGUGCAUUUGGUGAGUUUAUGCAAUGAAAAAGCUAAAGAAAUCAGAGAUGCUUCGCAGAGGCCAGGUUGAACAUGUCAGAGCUGAAAGGAAUCUACUUGCUGAGGUUGACAGCAAUUGCAUAGUCAAACUGUAUUGUUCUUUUCAGGAUGAUGAGCAUCUAUAUCUUAUUAUGGAGUACCUUCCAGGUGGGGAUAUGAUGACACUGCUUAUGAGAAAGGAUACCUUGACAGAAGAUGAAGCCAGAUUUUAUGUAGCAGAAACAAUUCUGGCUAUUGAAUCUAUACAUAAACACAAUUAUAUACAUAGGGAUAUCAAGCCUGACAACUUAAUACUGGAUAGAUAUGGACACUUGAGACUGUCUGAUUUUGGACUUUGUAAACCAUUAGAUUGUAGUACAAUUGCAGAAGGGGAUUUUUCUGUGGUUCCGAAUGUGAAUGGAUCUAAUGAACGUGUUAUUUCAAAACGCACACAGCGAGAACAAUUACAACACUGGCAACAGAACAGGAGGACACUUGCUUAUUCCACUGUUGGUACACCAGAUUAUAUUGCUCCAGAAGUUCUAUUGAAGAAAGGUUAUGGAAUGGAAUGUGAUUGGUGGUCACUUGGAGCUAUUAUGUAUGAGAUGCUGGUAGGAUAUCCACCAUUUUAUUCUGAUGAUCCGAUGACAACAUGUAGGAAGAUAGUAAACUGGAGAUCUCACUUGAAAUUUCCCGAAGAAGCAAGGCUGUCCCGAGAGGCUAAAGAUCUAAUUUGUAAACUUCUGUGCAAUGUAAACCACAGGUUGGGGUCCAAAGGUGCAGAUGAAAUAAAGGCUCACCCAUUCUUCAAUGGUGUUGAAUGGGAUAAGCUGUAUCAAAUAGAAGCUGCAUUUAUUCCAGAAGUAAAUAAUGAGCUAGAUACUCAGAACUUUGAGAAGUUUGAAGAGUCAGACAUCCAAACUCAAUCAUCAUCAAGACAUGGUCCGUGGAGGAAGAUGCUUUCAUCUAAGGACUUGAAUUUUGUUGGAUACACAUACAAGAACUUUGAAAUUGUCAACGACUAUCAAGUUCCUGGGAUGGCUGAACUAAAGAGGAAACAGAACAAAACAAAUAGGCCAUCCAUUAAGUCACUCUUUGAGUCUGAUUCAGAGAUAUCAGAAUUAUCUGAAGUUCCUGAAACAUCUUCAACCAGACAAUCUUCUCAAGGAAGCUUUAUGAAGCUCUUGCCACCCCAAUUAGAGGUAUCUAACAGUGAGAAGAGGAUUUCUCCUAAGUCAUAACAAACAAGUCAAUAGUAAUGUUGGAGCCAUACAUAACUCAUGCCCUAGCAUUUUGACCAGUUACAUGUUUUAAAAUCACUUUUGAUGCUAUAUUACAUAACUAAUGGUUUAAGAGGAAAAUUUGAAGAUCAAAGUGCUCUAUCUCAAGGUGGCUUGAGAUGAGUGCUGUUUUUCAGUGGCUACUACAAAUUGAAUUGUAAAUCUUACAGUAUGCAUUGUCAAAAUAUGUUAGAGAGUAAAACUGAUACCUGUCGAUGUCAGUGUCUCAGUGAAUACCGGAUACCAAUGUAUAUUCAUGUUUUUCUUUUUACAUUGAUGAUAGCAAAAGCCUUUGUCCCACUAUAACAUUGGAGUGCAAUGACUGGCAUGUUAAUUGUGCUGAACUUGACAUUUGUGAAUUAUUUUUUUUUUAAAUUCUAAAAUCUGUAACUUGUUAACU
Messenger RNA from Arachis ipaensis, 2518 nucleotides. Lineage: Eukaryota; Viridiplantae; Streptophyta; Magnoliopsida; Fabales; Fabaceae. The record is from RefSeq and is a predicted model, not a curated record.